AUGUCUCGUUCAGGAACCACUCUCUAUGUCAGUGGCUUUGGCCAUGGCACCCGCGCCCGCGAUCUUGCCUACGAGUUCGAACGCUACGGACGUCUCGUUCGUUGUGAUAUUCCGGCACCGCGUACCCCAUCGAGCCGCCUGUUCGCUUUCGUUGAGUACGAGAGCCGCCGUGAUGCCGACGAUGCCUAUCAUGAGAUGCACAACAAGCGAAUUGGGCGCGAUGAUCUUCUCAAGAUCGAGUGGGCCCGUACGCCGCCUUCGGCGUCCUGGAGAUUCGACUCCGGCCGGGACCGGGACCGCCGUCGGGACCGCACCCCCCUCGCCGUGGCCGUUCCCCAUCGCCUCGCCGCAGCCGUGGUGACUAUUCCCCUCGUCGGGAUGACCGGUACGAACGAGACCAUGACCGCCAUGAUCGGGACUCUGACCGCCGGGACCGUGACUACGAUCGUCGGGAUCGCGACUCUGAUCGCCGAGACCGACGACAGAGACCGACGCGAGGAGGACCGAGAGCGGCGCGACGAAGAGCGUGAAAAUGGACCGAACGGCGAAGAGAGGAAAGUACCCCUGGACCCUAUGCCUACCGCUCAUGAUGAGCUUGAUACUGCUGACAGCUCGGAUACCACCGAAACGAACGUCGAGCGAUUACUUGAAGCCCUCGCCCGUCGAUCGUCGUUCAUGAAUACCGUCCGCCAUCGUCUUACUCGCACAUUUAAUAUGAACGCUCUUCCCCCCACCCUCCGUCUCCAUUGCCCGCGAUGUGCGACCGUCCAGACCUCCGCAGACCCCUUCGAGAACCACCGUAGCGCUCGCCAGGAGUAA
Molecule: messenger RNA, 819 nt
Organism: Penicillium lagena
Lineage: Eukaryota; Fungi; Ascomycota; Eurotiomycetes; Eurotiales; Aspergillaceae
Product: RNA-binding protein
Exons: 7
Coding region: 1-819 (272 amino acids)
Biological process (GO): mRNA splicing, via spliceosome
Cellular component (GO): nuclear speck
Molecular function (GO): RNA binding
Source: RefSeq, a predicted model, not a curated record